UAAAAAAAUAGGUCGCGAAUUUUGAGGUUACUUCAAUUUGUCAGAUACCAAAAACUUGUGAUAUUAUUGUUCACUUAAAGUAUAUAUUAAAAUGGAUUCAUUAUCUACGGGUUCUUUGAGUGGAGUUCAAAAAGAGGAGUUGAUGGAUCAAGUGAAGCAGCAAAUUGCUAUUGCAAACGCUCAGGAACUCCUUACGAAAAUGUCAGAGAAAUGUUUCAAGAAAUGCAUCAAUAAACCUGGCACGGCAUUAGAUAAUUCAGAACAGAAAUGUAUUGCGAUGUGCAUGGACAGAUAUAUGGACGCUUGGAAUCUGGUAUCUCGGACAUAUAGCAGUCGUAUCCAGCGCGAAAGAACUAAUAUGUGAGGUCCACCUCGGUUACAAGAGGAAUCUCUCAAGUUAUUGCAGUACUGUACAUAUAGAACUUUGUAGACUCAGAGCAUGUUUUAAAUUGUGAGUUGUGGCUGCCUGUUGUUAUGUUCAUGUGUUAAAUAAAAUUGUUUUAGGUUGUUAUUGUUUUUUAUCUAUUGUAAAAAUCUCAAUGUCACAUCAUUAAUGAAACACAUGAUUGAUUUGAUGUCCAUAGAUCAUGUAAGCAAAUAAUGAAAAGGUUAUAGGAAAGUAGAAAUUUCAUUCACAUAUAAAUAUAAUACUUAUCAUUCAUAAUCUACCAUAUUAUUUUUUAAAGAAUAUGUAAAUGAACAUUCCAUGACAAUUCUUUACACAACAUUGCUACUUAUAGAAAAAGAAAUAUAAUACUGUUUUAAACUAAUUCGAUUUUA
Messenger RNA from Achroia grisella, 780 nucleotides. RefSeq names its product mitochondrial import inner membrane translocase subunit Tim13-like. The transcript has a single exon. The record is from RefSeq and is a predicted model, not a curated record. Lineage: Eukaryota; Metazoa; Arthropoda; Insecta; Lepidoptera; Pyralidae. Bases 92 to 364 code for a protein of 90 amino acids.